Messenger RNA from Hipposideros armiger (great roundleaf bat), 2780 nucleotides. It is a transcript of the gene GORAB, whose product is annotated as golgin, RAB6 interacting. NCBI's taxonomy places the organism in Eukaryota, Metazoa, Chordata, Mammalia, Chiroptera, Hipposideridae. The coding region runs from base 98 to 1453 and encodes 451 amino acids. The transcript is spliced from 6 exons. The record is from RefSeq and is a predicted model, not a curated record. Gene Ontology annotation, biological process: non-motile cilium assembly.
UGAUCCCCACCCUCUCCGUUUCUCCCCUCAUCUCCCGACGCAAUGAACCCCAGGAGCAUAGGAGACAAAAGAGGGAGCAGAGCCAGGUCAGGAGAGAAUGAGCGCCUGCGUGGCCGAGAUUUCCGCAGGUAGUUUGUCCGGCACAACCGGAGGCAGCCUCGGAGGGAGCAGGACCCUGCGGCGAGGAAGAGGGGGCCUCGUGUCAAAGCUCGUCGCGCUGAUUGGCUGGUCUGCCGCUGCCGGGGAAGAACCCGGAUGUGCCUGGGCAGUCGUGCUGGCAGUCGGAGUUCUGAGGUUUGGGUGUUCUAGGGGUGCUGGCAGCCCGGGGCGGAUGGCGCGGGGUUGGGCUGGCUUCUCUGAGGAGGAGCUGAGGCGACUAAAGCAGAAUAAAGAUCCAUUUGAACCAAAGUGGCGUCUCCCUAUGAAAAAAAGUCGACAACAACUUCAGCGAGAAAAAGCCCUCCAAGAGCAAAGCCAAAAACUUGGACUUCAAGAUGGAUCAACCUCAUUACCUCCAGAGCAGCUGCUGUCUGCACCAAAACAGAGCUUUAAUACUCAGAAGCCAAAUUUUUCUACCCCUAGUCCUCCUAGUUCUCUUACACCUACCUCUCCUAUUGGUGAUGGAAAACCACAGGGUAUUGAAAGUCAACCAAGGGAACUGGAACUUGAAAAUUCCCAUGAUGGUCACAAAAAUGCUGAGGUCCCACCUCCAAAGCCAGAUUGCAAAUUGGAGAAAAAGAAAGUGGAAUUGCAAGAAAAAUCUCGUUGGGAAGUCCUCCAACAAGAACAACGGCUAAUGGAAGAGAAAAAUAAACGUAAGAAAGCUCUUUUGGCUAAAGCUAUUGCCGAAAGAUCUAAAAGAACUCAGGCAGAGACCAUGAAACUAAAGCGUAUCCAGAAGGAGUUGCAGGCUUUGGAUGACAUGGUGUCGGCUGACAUUGGGAUCCUCAGGAACCGGAUCGAUCAGGCCAGUCUAGACUAUUCACAUGCUCAAGGAGGCUGGAGAAGGAUGCCUUUGUACAGUGAACAUUAUGUAAAAAAUGUCAUAGUUUCAGCCUUCAGAGAACCACAAAGAAGGAAGCGGUUUGACAGGGCCGAAGCCGAGUACGUGGCGGCAAAGCUCGACCUGCAGCGCAAGACUGAUACUAAAGAGCAACUGACCGAGCACCUCUGUACGAUCAUCCAGGAGAACGAGCUCCGCAAGGCCCGGAAGCUGGAGGAGCUGAUGCAGCAGCUGGACGUCCAGGCCGACGCGGAGCCCGCGGAGCCCGAAGGGCAGGUGGAGGGAUGCCUUCACCACCAAGAAGCGGAAGCCGGGAAACAGGUGGUUCACGUAGAGCCGCCAAACGCAGAUGCGCAGUGUGAAAACGGCGCCAGCGCCCCUCUUGCUCCGGACCACGCGAAUCAAGUGCAAAGUACUGUAAAUGACCUUGCUGCGGCUCUGACCCCAUGAAGUGCCAGUGUGUGUUCUCCUCACCUGCUAGGGUAGUCAGUCAACUUUCUGUUGCAGAUGAUGCCGUGACCUCUGAGAAAUGCCUCUUUACAACAAUAUUCAUUUUCAAAUCCUUGAUUAGGUUUCUCAUAACGCGUUUGACGACUCUUAUCUCAGAUGAUGGUAAUUUUAUAGGGGGCCGUAGUUCACCUUGAUUUUGGUCCGGUUCAUUUAGUGUGCCCCUAUUUUGGGAGUGAAAACAAGUGGCUUAGAAGCAUAGAAGAAAAACUACAUGGCUAGGAGUGUUUUUACACCAGGUAAAUGUAGAAAAAUGGAAUGAAAAAUGAUAAUACCUCAUCAAACUCAUUUAAUUUCGGGAACAGUGCUGAGAAUGAGAAUGAGAAUCCUAUUAUUAUUUUAUGUCAUCACUAAAAAGACACUAAAAAUGAAACGUGAAAAAGAGACCAGGAAACAACUAACAAAACUAGUAGGUUGAAUUAUCUAUUUGUAUUUUAACUAGAGUUACAAAACACUACUUUUGUCUUCAGUUUGCCUUGUGAAUGUCUUUAGUUUACAACCUGAGUUUUGGUUAGUUGAUACGUAAACAGAAACUUGUAUAUAUAAAUAUGCCAUAUGUAUAAUUUUAGUAUUAAUAUAUUGUUUUCUUUAAUCAAACACAUUGAUUAAAUUUAGACAAUGAAAACAUUUCUACAGUGAGACUGAAAAUAAUGUAGAAAAAUCUCAUUGCUACUUUUGAUUAUCAAAAAAAUUAAUACAUUUUUCUUUCUAAAGUUACCUGUAAAUAUGAGUUUUAUAUGUUGGGGUAUAAUUUAUGUUGUCAUAAAGCAUUUAAAUUGUUAAAAUGAUGAUUUUAUUAUUACUGUACUAGUUUGUUAAUUACCAUCAGUAAUACUUGACCACUACAUUGUGCUAUAUGUAAAUGUAUAAAUAUUGUAGUCUUGUCACAAAAAUCUGUGACUAUCACAUUAAAUUCUGAUUUAUCCAAAAUUCUAAACAUUCAAAUCAUACAUUUUAAGUGUUAGGAAGAAAUGAAAGAGGAUGAGGACAAAUGUAAUAUUGUAUCCAUAAUAAUUUCUGCAAAAGUGGCGGACAUCCUAUUUUUAAAUGAGUUUGAGGAUAUUAUUUUCUUGUAAUGCAGAUACGCUUUGUAUUUUUAUAUUAUGUAACUUGAGCAGAAAUUAUAGCUUUCCAUGACUAACUUCUCUAAGCAGAGGCAUUUAUAUAGAUAGUUGUAUUUUUAUGCAUAUGCAUGAUGACAUAAAAACUGAAAGCUUGGUUGUCCAUACUCUCCUAUUUUUCUAAGGAAUAAACGAGCCUGAUGCGUUUA